AGUAGUAGCCAGUAGACACACACAAAUCCAUUCCUCCCUAAAAACUCCCUCACUCUCAAAAACCCUCAAUGGCCUCUCACCACCACCAUCACCGCCACCACCAAUCUCCACCACCACCACCACCACCUCCUCCAACCCAUUGCUGCUGCACCCCUUCCUACACUUGCUGCACCCCCCAAAACCCCCAUCUUUCUCCCCAACACGACCACCUCGUACAAUCCAUUUACUCCCUCAUCCUUUCCCAACAUCUCCACCCCUCUCCACAACACGACAACAACCUCGUACACGACCACCUUCGUCCCACUCAAAUCCACCACGACAACCUCGUACACCCCAAAUCACACCCCCUUCAAAAUCACAAACACCAAUCCACAAUCUCGUCUCUCCUCCACCGCAUUGAAUCCCUUGAAUCCUCUCUCAAUCAUCAUCACCAAACCCAUCAUCAAUCUCUCCGCCAUUCCGCAGCUACCAUUAUCCAAACCCAUUUCCGUUCCUUCCUUGUUCGUAGAUCAAGAACCCUAAGAAACCUCAAACACCUCGCAUCUAUCAAAUCCUCCUUCAUUUCUCUCAGAUCCUCCUUUUCAAAGCAAACCCAUUUCGAUUUUCCAGCUCUUUCUCAAAAAGCUGUCAACUUGUUCAUUCAACUCGAUUCCAUUCAGGAUUGUGAUAAGAUGAUUGUGGAUGGGAAAAGGUCGAUUAGUAGAGAUUUAGUUCAGUUUUUGGACUCGAUCGAAGAGGUUGCUGUGAAAAAGCGUAUACUACAUGUUAAAGCAGUGAAGACUUCUAGGUCUGGUGAGAAAAUUCAGAGACGAAGAAAUUCAGAUGGUGAUGAUGAGAAGGAGAAGCUGUUGAAGAAUUUGAGGGGUAGGGUUGAGAAGAUUAGCAAAUUGUGUAAGGUUUAUGUAGAUGAUGAAGAACGUUUAGAGAACGAGGAGGGUGUUUGUGAUCAUGAUGAUGAUGGUGAUUAUGAUGAGGAUGGAGUAAGGGAUAGUAACAAAAAAGGGUUCGUUGUUAAAAGGCAAGAAAUUCAACCUAGAACGAAGAAAAGUGUGAGAUUUGCGGAGAAUGGUAAAAUUUGCGAGGUUUAUAGUACGAGUGGUGAAUCGGAUGGUAGUUCAUCGAAUGACGAACAUGGUGAGGUAUUGGAGAAUGGAAAGUUUGCAGCGGUUGUAGAUGUUGUGGAUUCUUCUCGAGGUGGUGAUGAUGAGGAGGACGUGCUGGUGGAAGACAGUGGAGGAUCGACGCAUAGUAGUGAUGACGGAGAUGUAGUGAAAGAGAAGCUUCUGUUUUCUCCUCCGUUGCCACUUAAGAUGGAAAACAGAAGUGAGUUGAAGAGUAAAGGUGUGAAAAUUUUGUCGUGAAAUGUCAGAACAUGUAAGGCUUUGGUUAUGUUUUGAUUUGUAAUGUUUGAUUGUAUUCUAGAAUAAUUUGAUUUGGACUUAGAUUGUUUGGUA
Molecule: messenger RNA, 1454 nt
Organism: Vicia villosa (hairy vetch)
Lineage: Eukaryota; Viridiplantae; Streptophyta; Magnoliopsida; Fabales; Fabaceae
Product: BAG family molecular chaperone regulator 8, chloroplastic
Exons: 2
Coding region: 69-1361 (430 amino acids)
Biological process (GO): protein folding
Cellular component (GO): plasmodesma
Molecular function (GO): protein binding
Source: RefSeq, a predicted model, not a curated record